AGCCCGGCCUUAGCGGCGGCGGCGCGGCCCGGGAGCACAGCACAGCGCGGCCCGAAGGGAUGGCGGCGGCGGCGGAGCGUGGCCGUGAUGGCAGCUGCCACUUCCAGCGCUCCCGGCUCAUCUGGAUGRUCGCCAUCAUCUUCGGCAUGGUCCUCCUCGGCUGGGUAACACUUUGGCCUUCAACUAUACCUUAUAGUUACUUGGGAUUAUUUGGUACCUUCCUUAAUUAUUUAGUGGAACACCACCACAAGUGGGUAUGCUACGGGUUCUGGGUGUCCUGGUUGAUCCACAUAGUGGAAGCCCUCUACGGUAUUAAGUUAUGCCAAUCUAAAGGCAUCACUGACCCAGCAGUUCAGUUUCAAUGGUUYGUUCAGACCCUUUUGUUUGGAUAUGCUUCCUUUGGUCUCCUGGUGUCUUACAAGCCUCCAGCCAAGAAGCAGCACUAGAAGACAAUGAAAGAAGUCACUUCUCACAUUCUUCAUCCUCAUUUUCCUGAAAAAAGACCCCCACAUACAUGUCUAGGUGCUGUUAUUAGUUAAAUUACAUUCCUGCUGCAUGAUGCAGUGCUCUUCUACCCAAGCAACUCUCCUCUUAUUAAGCAACACAAUUACAAUUCACGGGGCCCUGUGGAUAGUUCAGUAGAAAAUCAGCCCUUCAGUCUCAGCACUGCCAAAUUUUGAUACGGUUUAUUAUGCAAGAAGCUGGAGUUGCUCCUCUGCGUAUUUUGGCAUGUGUACUCUGUCACUGACAGCUKCUAGUAGUGAUUGAUAAAUUACCUUUUCAUGAGGAGAAUUGUUGUUCUACAAAGGGAGGGUUAUUGACACAAGGCAACUUUCACCUGUUUUGUAAUGGUACUUAAAUUUACCUGUAUUUUCUCUACGGGACKGGCGUUGUUGUUGUUGUUAAAGCCUGGCCUUUGUACUUUGUUUGUCUGCUUAUUUUGUUCCACAAAGGACAGACCACUGUAUUGCUGCAGGCACAUCAAAAAGACCAAUGUCUGAGUGUCUCAGCUCAGGCUAAGAUGCAGUGAGUUUGGAUACAUAAAGCACUUUAACUUGGUUUAAUACAAGUGCCUUAAAAUUCGUGCAGCAUGACCUCAUCUUUUAAAUGAAAAUUUUAAGUUAUGAGUUGUUAUAGUAUGAAGUAGCUUUGAGGGUAGUUUUUUUGAUAAGUAAUUUAUUAUCCAAAGGGAAAAAAAAACUGUUUGAAAAUCUGGCUGAAAAGUUGAUAUUUGGGAAUGAAAUUAGAUGUACUGAAUAAAUAUAUUCCACUGUUUGCCAGGUGCUGRUGUUCUAAAAGCUAAGGUUGAGAGACCAUCAUAAGCACCCCUCAGAGCAUGUGUAGUGAGUCUYCCAUCAGAUUGUCUUUUACUUUUGAGUAUUUGAACAAGAAUUUAGCCUGUGUAGUUUAGCACUUGUAAACGGAAUAACURUUUAAAAUACUAAUCUGGUGUGGGGAGAUUUCUUAUCCUUUCUUCCAGAACAAUAGCAUGGCAAAGGUUGUUCUGUCCCUAAGAGCUCUGCAAGGCCGUAACAAAUAACCUUGUGCCUUGUGCAGUACCUACAGACUGUAACACUUCCAAUGGGAGAAGCCUUAUUCAAGCACAGCUACAUAAAGGUUUGCUUUCAGUGGGUACUAAAAGCAUGGAGAACUGAAGGGUUUGAAAUGGUGGUUUGUUUGUGGUUUGGGGUUUGAUGUUGUUUAAUGGAAAAUUGGUAACUUUAACCUUUUUUAGCAAAGUAGAAACUCAUUUAGGGGCUAGAAAUCCAACAGGAAUGUCAAGAGCCUGAGUUAUGUUUUAUUGUGUAAGCUUUUGUCUUAGUCUGUGACUCUGGAAUAAAGAUUUUUUAAAAGUGAAGAA
Malurus melanocephalus (red-backed fairy wren) is the source of this 1861-nucleotide messenger RNA. RefSeq names its product transmembrane protein 254 (gene TMEM254). The transcript is spliced from 4 exons. Lineage: Eukaryota; Metazoa; Chordata; Aves; Passeriformes; Maluridae. Bases 60 to 446 code for a protein of 128 amino acids. The record is from RefSeq and is a predicted model, not a curated record.